Molecule: messenger RNA, 976 nt
Organism: Octodon degus (degu)
Lineage: Eukaryota; Metazoa; Chordata; Mammalia; Rodentia; Octodontidae
Gene: Lamtor4
Product: late endosomal/lysosomal adaptor, MAPK and MTOR activator 4
Exons: 2
Coding region: 183-404 (73 amino acids)
Biological process (GO): cellular response to amino acid stimulus; positive regulation of TOR signaling
Cellular component (GO): Ragulator complex; lysosome
Molecular function (GO): guanyl-nucleotide exchange factor activity
Source: RefSeq, a predicted model, not a curated record
GAUGAGAAACAGGAUGGCAAGGAGGGUGACAUCACAGAGAAGCGUUAGGUGGUCUUUCCACAACUGGGUGAGCCAGAGGUCCUGGAAAAUGGAGAGGGAGAUGCAAGUGUGAGCCAGAGGGCCUGUGCCUGGAAUUCCUUCCCAAUUCUGUGCCCUUAUUUCUGCACCUUCCCUCCAUAUACAUGCAGUCGUCUGGGGAUCUCGAAAAUGACGAGCAGGCAGCCAGUGCCAUCUCUGAGCUGGUCAGCACAGCUUGCGGCUUCCGACUGCACCAUGGCAUGAAUGUUCCCUUCAAGCGCCUGUCUGUGGUCUUUGGAGAACACACGCUGCUGGUGACUGUGUCAGGACAGAGGGUGUUUGUGGUGAAGAGGCAGAACCGAGGCCGGGAACCUAUUGACGUCUGAGCCUGCCAGACGGUCAGGGUCGGAGCAGUGGACUGGGCCUCUGGGUCUCUGUGUUGAGGAGAAGCACACACCCCGACACUUUCCUCGGCUUGCUGCUGGAACCAGGGCCUUCUGGUCAUCCACAGUUACCUGAAGAGUAGAGACUUGGGGAUUUUGUGCUAUGUUAAGAACUUGAGCAAGGGGGCCCCCUUUCUUUCCUUCCUCCACCACCCUCCCCAAUAAACACGAACCUGGUAUGACCUAGGCCUAGGGAUGUUUGUACAGAGCGUCUGUGCUAGGAGGGGUUGCUUUUUGUCUGCUAACUUUUGUGGAAACAAUCUGUAUUUCAGCCCAGGAUGGGUGGGGCAGGGCCACCACCAUUAUAAAACUAGGAAUAGGAAAAACAGCCAGGAAGGGAGCUGUUUGCGCACAUGCAGAGGGAAACUUCCUGAACUCCUGUGAUUUGUUCCUUCCAUUAACACACAAACAGCAGCCAUUUUUCUCCCUCCUGAAUGGGCAUUUAAUAGUCUUAUUUCAGUUGGAAGCUGUAGUUGAAGAAUAAGUUACAGCAACAGAGGGUUCCCCCCCCCACA